This is a messenger RNA of Didymella exigua CBS 183.55, 1669 nucleotides long. Its product is annotated as glycoside hydrolase family 1 protein. The record is from RefSeq and is a predicted model, not a curated record. Bases 97 to 1539 code for a protein of 480 amino acids. Gene Ontology annotation, molecular function: beta-glucosidase activity. The transcript is spliced from 4 exons. NCBI's taxonomy places the organism in Eukaryota, Fungi, Ascomycota, Dothideomycetes, Pleosporales, Didymellaceae. Gene Ontology annotation, biological process: carbohydrate metabolic process.
UGGUAUAUGAAGUGCAAAGCCCACUUCAGCGUUUGAUUGUCUGUCUGCAAUCGUCACCUGAACAGUGCAUUGCCAAUUGCACACUAUCGUUUCAACAUGCCAGACUCAUACUUGCCGAAGGACUUCUUGUGGGGGUUUGCAACAGCAAGUUAUCAAAUUGAGGGUGCUCCCGCCGAAGACGGCCGUGGAGACUCGAUUUGGGACACUUUCUGCCGUAUCCCGGGUAAGAUCGCAGGUGGAGAAUCAGGCGAUGUAGCCUGUGACUCUUACCACCGCACUGGGGAAGACAUUGCUCUGCUGAAGCAGCUUGGUGCUAAAUCCUACCGUUUCUCGCUUUCAUGGUCGCGCAUCAUCCCGCUCGGUGGACGCAAUGACCCUGUCAACCAGAAGGGUAUUGACCACUACGUCAAGUUCGCUAAGGACUUGCGGGCUGCAGGCAUCGAGCCGAUGAUAACGCUGUUUCACUGGGAUCUUCCCGAAGGUCUCGACAAGCGGUAUGGUGGCUUGUUGAACAAAGAGGAGUUUGUCAAGGAUUUCGAGAACUACGCUAGGGUGUGUUUCAAGGCCUUCGGUUCGACAGUCAAACUAUGGAUCACCUUCAACGAGCCUUGGUGCAGUUCCAUUCUGGGCUACAGCACCGGCCUCUUUGCGCCUGGACGCACAAGUGAUAGGAGCAAGAGCAAAGAUGGCGACAGUAGCAGGGAGCCCUGGAUCGUGGGUCACAAUUUCCUUCUGGCCCACGGCGCUGCAGUCAAGGCGUAUCGCGAUGACUUCAAGAAGCAAGACGGAGGCCAAAUUGGUAUCACCCUUAAUGGGGAUUGGACCGAACCAUGGGACCCGGAAGAUCCUAAGGACCGUGAGGCUUGCGAUCGCAAGAUUGAGUUCUCCAUCUGCUGGUUUGGCGACCCAAUCUACUUCGGCAAAUACCCAGACUCUAUGCGCAAGCAGCUUGGAGACAGGCUGCCUGAGUUCACUCCAGAGGAGGCUGCGCUUGUCCAGGGCAGCAAUGACUUCUAUGGCAUGAACCACUACUGCGCGAACUACAUCAAGCACAAGGAUACCGAGCCAGAGCUAGAUGACUUUGCUGGCAACCUGGAGAUGCUCAUGCAGAACAAGAAGGGAGAGUGGAUCGGCCCAGAGACACAAUCUGUCUGGCUGAGACCCAUGCCUCUGGGAUUCAGGAAGCUGAUUAAGUGGCUCAGCGAUCGCUAUGGUGGACCUACCUUCUAUGUCACAGAGAAUGGCACUAGUCUGAAGGGUGAGAACGAGCUUCCACUCGAGGAGCUCCUGAAUGAUGAGUUCCGCGUUGAAUACUUCCGAGGAUAUGUUGGCGCCCUUGCGGAUGCUCAUGCCUUGGACGGCGUAGACGUCCGUGGCUACUCGGCAUGGAGUCUUAUGGACAAUUUCGAGUGGGCCGAAGGCUACACGACACGAUUCGGUGUAACCUAUGUGGACUACAAGGGCGGCCAGAAACGUCAUCCAAAGAAGAGCGCGCGCGAGAUCUCAAAGAUCUUCGAUCAGUACAUCAAAAAGGACUAAGUACUUUUGUUAAGCUGGGUCGUGCCACGGGUGUGGCGUCAGGAGAGAUGAGCUGCAGAGAUUGUCAUCCUGGGCUUCUAGCAAUCUUCUAGCGCUACUGUAAUGGAAAUCCUCUAGUCAUUCUGCUGGU